GAGAUUUACUGCUCGCUGCUGGGGCCGACGGCGGCCGCCAGGGGGCGCUGCGGCGGUGACCCCCUCCCAGAGCGGCCCCCAAGCAUCCCCCUGCCCAGCCCGCACAUCACGUUCCAGCUGUGGACGGAUGAGGAGCAGCUCUGGAAGGAACUGGUGCUCUUCCUGCGCCCGCGCUCCCAGCGGCGCCUCAGCGCGGACAUGGAGGCCUUGGACCUGCAGGGCCUCCUGCCCGACCGGGACCUGGCCCGCGUGUCCGUGCUGUCCACCGACAGCGGCAUCGAGCGGGACCUUCCUCCGGGCGCCGACGAGCUGCCCGCACCCAGCAGCCCCGAGACGGAGCGCGCCGGGCUGCAGCGCAAAGGGGGCGUGAAGAAGCGGAUGUGGCCCCCCGACAUCAGCCACUGGGACGGGCCCCCCGGGUUUCACCAGACAGGCCGGCCCAGUGGGGAUGGAGAACUGCUGCCCGGUGUCGCCAGGCUGCACACGGCCCGGGUGCUGGUGCUGGGGGACGACAGGAUGCUGGGCCGCCUGGCCAGGGCCUACCACAGCCUCAGGAAGCGAGAGACCCAGACGUUCUGCUUGUCUCCCAGACUCAGCCUGCAGCUCUACUACAUCCCUGUGCUGACUCCUGAGAAGCGCGCAUCAUCCCGGCACUUGGAGCUCGGAGAGCUGGCGGCGUUCCUGGGCCGGGCGGACCCCUGGUACGAGAGCACCGUCAACACCCUGUGCCCGGCCAUCCAGAAGCUGGCGGAGAUGCCUCCCUCCCUGGACACAUCCCAGACUGUAGACCCCUUCAUCCUGGAUGUCAUCACCUACUAUGUCCGCAUGGGCACCCAACCCAUCUAUUUCCAGCUCUACACAGUCAAGAUCUUCUUCGGUGACCUGAGCCAGGACUCCGCGGAGGACAUUUUCCUCACUGAGCUGAAGGUGAAGAUCCAAGACUCCAAACUCCCCAAAGAUGCUUUCUCCCCCAGGAGGAGAGGCGCGGCUGAGGCCCCCGGGGCUGAGCUCUCCCUGUGCUACCGGAAGGCCCUGCUCAGCCACCGGACCCGGGAGGUUACCAUUUCCCUGAGGGCCACCGGGCUGGUCCUAAAGGCCCUUCCAGCCAGUGACACUGAAGUGAGCUCUAACUCGCACUGCCCACCCCCACUCGCUCCCCUUACAGACCACACGUGCCUGAGUGUUAACGUGACGGAAGUUGUCAAGUCGUCCAACUUGGCAGGAAGGUCCUUCUCUACAGUGACGAACACCUUCCGUGCGGCCAACGUCCAGAUCCAGAGCCAGGACCAGAGGCUGCUGACCCUGUGGCUGGACAAGGACCAUCGGCGCACUUUCAGGGAUGUGGUCAGAUUCGAGGUUGCCCCCUGCCCAGAGCCAUGUUCCGGGGUCCAGAAGUCCAAGGCGCUAUGGCUCAGUUCACACCAGCAGAAGGAGGUGGAAGGGACCAAAGCCAAGCCCAAGCCCCUUCUCAUGCCCAUCAACACGUUCUCCGGCAUCGUCCAGUGAGCCCGAAGGGGCAGUGGACGCACUGAGUCCAAGAGCUGCUGGCCCACGAGGAAGGACACACUACCCACCAGUCCAAAUACUCACACCCAUGGCCAGAGCAAGGCCAGGCUGCCCUGGACUGGCCCCAACAAGGAGCCAGCGAGUGCCUGGAGCACAAGGAGGCUGGCCGUGAGGUUGAUGGAGGCCACACAAAGGCCCCAGGAUGCCCGGGCAAAGCUGCGCACACACAAGCCCAGCUCCUGGCACAGCUGUCCGCUCCUUCCAAUUCCCACCUCUCCCACUCAUGCUCCCCCCAGCCCUUAAAACCACAGUGACAGCUGCUGUUUUGGUCAGGGCCCGCGUCCUGGGGGGAAAAUGGGAAGUAGACAAAGGCAACUACACCUCCUCUGCCUCCCACGUCUGCUCCCUUCCCUCGCCUCUGCCCACCUCACCCAACCCUGGGCGUCUCUCUCGGUUGAGAGGAAAGUGUCAGAUUCGAUAAAUGCACACUAAAGUGUUUCUGCUUUUAUCUAACACCGGAAAUAUUCCUAUUUUAAUGGGGGCUGGGGGCAGGACUACCCUGUGAGUCCACUUGUGCCAGGUAGUGUCUGCCUGACCACACGUUGACGUAGGGACUCCCAAAACAGAGGUGGGAAUGCAGGCUAGUUUCAGAGA
Molecule: messenger RNA, 2160 nt
Organism: Myotis lucifugus (little brown bat)
Lineage: Eukaryota; Metazoa; Chordata; Mammalia; Chiroptera; Vespertilionidae
Gene: PIK3R6
Product: phosphoinositide-3-kinase regulatory subunit 6
Biological process (GO): positive regulation of MAP kinase activity; G protein-coupled receptor signaling pathway
Cellular component (GO): phosphatidylinositol 3-kinase complex, class IB
Molecular function (GO): 1-phosphatidylinositol-3-kinase regulator activity
Source: RefSeq, a predicted model, not a curated record